This is a messenger RNA of Rotaria sordida, 942 nucleotides long. The record is from the annotation of a GenBank genome assembly. Lineage: Eukaryota; Metazoa; Rotifera; Eurotatoria; Philodinida; Philodinidae.
AUGGAAUUACAAAAAUUUGGAAGAAAUCGUACUCAAAGUGAUAAACAACACGCUGAUGAGCUUCUAUCAAAAAUGUUUUAUCGACAAGAAUGUAUCAAUCCAUUAACAAAAGUAUUGUUCCAAGAAGUAGAAGUGUCACAAGUCAUUGAACCACUCAUUGGUUUACUACGAGAUCCUUUAACAAUAUGUAAUCGUAUUAAUUCAUUACCUGCUUCUGAUUAUGAAGGAGCAGAACUUCAGUCAAAACGAUUUUUCUUAUUAUCAGUAGCAGCUCCAUUUUAUAUUCAUUCUUCAUCACAAAAUCAUAAGGACAUUUUACAAAAUAAUAUUCAGUCGAAUAAACACAAUACAGAUUUACUUCCUUGGAUGUAUCAAAGAUCGAAGUUAAAUUUGUUAGACAUGAAAUCAGAUAUAGACACGAGAAAUGGACAGAAUAUUUUGAUUGAUUUAGGAAGUUCUUAUUUUGGACAUUGGGGUGGUGAUGCUAGUGCUGCUGCAGGACGGUGGUUUUAUGAACAUUACAAGCGUUUUGGUGUUAAAUUUGAUCGUAUUAUUGCUUAUGAGCAAUCUCCAUUAGAUCCCAAAACUGCUUGGGAUCAGUUACCUGAUGAUGUAUUCCCUGUUUAUACUCUAAUUAAUGUUGGUUGUACAACAAGUGGAAAGUUUAAUCCAUGGGUAAUGUUGAAAACACUAGCUAAACCUCAUGACCAUGUUGUUAUCAAGCUAGAUAUUGAUACUCCAGCAAUUGAGGUUCCUCUAAUGAAUCAACUUCUAAGUGAUUCAUCCAUUAAUUCUUUAGUAGAUGAAGUAUUCUUUGAGCAUCAUAUUACUGUGAACGAAAUGCUACGAUAUUGGGGAGGUCCACCAGGACGAUUAAAAGACUCAUACAUUUUGUUUACGAAAUUGCGACAACUUGGAAUACGCAUGCAUUCAUGGCCAUGA